Leguminivora glycinivorella is the source of this 1465-nucleotide messenger RNA. RefSeq lists its product as uncharacterized. The transcript is spliced from 5 exons. NCBI's taxonomy places the organism in Eukaryota, Metazoa, Arthropoda, Insecta, Lepidoptera, Tortricidae. The record is from RefSeq and is a predicted model, not a curated record. Bases 479 to 1174 code for a protein of 231 amino acids.
CGAUCGUAGUUUAUUUAGUUUUUAGUGUUAUUUGUUUAAUUAUUAUUAACAUAAACUCCUAAAGAGUGCUCCAACCAUAAUUUUAUCUAGUCUUAGUUGUAUGUACGGUAUUUUAGCUCGCAAUUCCAAAGCAAUGACCAUGUUAUUGUGCCAUAAAACUGUUGAUUGACGAUCCUUUGUUUGCAACUCGCCUAUUUCUGCGGCCGUGGACCAAUGAUUAAGUGUUUUGUGGACUAGAAUACCAUUAUUGCGCGCUGUUUUUGCUUAUACAGCUUCAGAAGCAGGUAUUUCGAGGUGAAAUCACGUUAAAUACGUCGACCAUAGAUUGUGGCUUGUUGUAAUAUUUCGUAACAGUCCGCCUUGUCUUUUCGACGAGAAACAUGGCUGUAUUGCUCAAUUUCGGCCGUGGAAGCUUCUCAAACAGCCUGAAACAGAGACUUGGUGGUAAACACAUAAGAUUCUAAUAAGAAUUAGAAGGAUGUCAGCUAUUGAUGCCAAGCAAGUGUGGCCCGACCUAUCAAGGGGUAACCUUGACGACAGAUAUGAGAAAUGUCGAAAUAUCACCGAGGAGAUAUACAAGAGGAUAAACAUAACAUUUCAAAUCAAAAAGCUGGAAACGGGGACUCAAAGUGAUGAUUCGGACCAAAGUGACCUGAUCGACAGCAACGAACUAAGCAACGAGACAGACCUGUUCGCCUGCGACAAGAGCAGCAUCUCCAGCAGCUCCGAGUUGGAGGCCGAGGCGCCGGCGAGGGCGGUCAACAUCAACAAUAACGAGGAGAAGAAGAAAGCGGCCGUGUCGCGGCGGCCAAGGAAACGAUUCCGCAAGCGAGUCAAGAAGCGUCCCGUAGCGGAGCCCGACUCAGACGCGUCCAGCGAUUCGGCCGCGCCGCUCAGCCGAAUGCUGUCCGAACGGGUCGUGCCUAACAUAGUGAUCAUCACUAAAGACGCUAAACCACGUAUAAAAACGCCCGAGCGGAAACCGUGGAACGCCAAAGACAAGACAGACAAGGAGACCAGAGACAAGGAACUCACAGACAAGGAGAAAACCGAGCUGAAGGCUUGCACCAUGUGCAGUCUGUGCUUUAGGGGAGAGAGGGGGCUAAGGCGGCACAUGAAUAUGACACACAUCACGCCCGUCGAAACCCGGAAGCGAGACAGAGACAGUCCUUAAGGUACCAACAUAAGGAAGGAGAGAGAUAGGAGAUAUAACAUGCCGGCCAUUCUUGACACAAACUUGUAUAUGGACGCUCCUAUGAGGAGGCACACUUGAGAAUAGAUGGCGCCACCUUUUUAGUCCAUCGCACCAUAGAGGAAUAAUUACCUAAGGAAAGAAUUGUAACUCCUGUAAAUUCAUUAGUAAAUUCUAGUUAUUUGUAGUGACAUCUAGCGUCAAACACUCGUCAAAUUGCGUAAAUUAUCAGUACCACUACUCGACACUAGGUGUCAACAGUGUCGAGUCUGU